ACCACCUUCUGUUGGCUUUAACCUCUCCUACUCUUGACAUCUGAGUAGCUCUCAAAAAGCUCAUCUUGGUCAGAGUACGCUGCUCGAGCAAAGGAGACUGGCCACCAGGCUGAAGACCUGGAUUAUCUGAUCUGUACUGAACGUGUGUCGUUACUGUUUGGGAAAAAUAUCAAUUUACAGUGAAAAGUGACAGCCUUGUGGAGUUUAAUCCUUGCUAACUCUCCAGCCUGCAACUUGAAACUUGCAUGCCAUGGAACACACACUAUUUGGCUGCCUGCGCAGCCCCCAUGCCACUUCUCAGGGCCUGCAUCCCUUUACCCAAUCUUCAAUUUCCCUCCAUGGAAGAUCUGACCAUAUGUCCUAUCCUGAUCUGUCUUCGUCUUCGCCCUCGUGCAUAAUCGCUGGCUAUCCAAAUGAAGAGGGCAUGUUUGGUAACCAACAUCACAGAGGGCACCAUCAUCACCAUCAUCAUCACCAUCAUCACCAGCAGCAGCACCAGAACUUGCAAUCAAACUGGCACAUUCCUCAGAUGUCCUCUUCUCCUGCCUCUGCCAGGCAUAGUCUUUGCUUACAGCAGGAAUCGGGACCUCCAGAUCUAGGAAACAGCCCCCCUAUUUUGUGUUCAAACACGUCAAGUCUGGUCAGUAACAACUCUCCUGGUGCAGCGUGUGUGACGGGGGACUAUGGCAGGCAGACCCUGUCCCCUGCUGACACAGAGAAGAGGAGCGGAAAAAGAAAAAGUGACAGUUCAGAUUCUCAAGAGGGAAGCUAUAAAUCAGAUUUAAAUAGUAAACCACGCAAGGAGAGGACAGCGUUUACAAAAGAGCAGAUCCGAGAACUUGAAGCUGAAUUUGCCCAUCAUAACUAUCUGACAAGGUUGAGAAGAUAUGAAAUAGCAGUAAACUUGGAUCUCACUGAAAGACAGGUUAAAGUUUGGUUCCAAAACCGUAGAAUGAAAUGGAAACGUGUGAAAGGAGGUCAGCAAGGAGCAGCUGCACGAGAAAAGGAACUGGUAAAUGUUAAAAAAGGAACUCUUCUUCCAUCAGAGCUCUCUGGAAUUGGAGCAACUGGCCUUCAACACACAGCUGAUUCAUUAGCCAAUGACGAUAGUCAAGAUAGCGACGAAAGCUCAGAACAUGCACAUUUGUGAUUCCGGAAAGACUAUCAACCAGUUUUAUUCUCAGGAAAGAAGUGCUUCAAGGCAAGAUUUUCUCCAACAAAAAAAUGUUUUUUGUUCAUCAAUGUUUUGGGGAACUAAUCUUUUUAUAUUUUAUUUUUUUAAAUAAAAGAUUUUUCCAUUUGUGUUAACCCUUCGAUUUACAGGAGAACUCACUGUUCCUGGCGCUCAAAGGGUUAUAAGUGAGUAAGUAAUUAUGAUGCCGAAGAAAAAAACUGGUUUGGAUUGGAACAUUCCGAUAUUUUCGAUAAAGAACUCGAUUACUAGGGCAGGUAUAUUUGCUUUAGCUUGCACUGACAUUUACUUAAAGUCAACACAGUUUUGAUCCUUCAUUGAAUGAAAGCAGUGCCGAAUUUCACUAAUAAACCAAUAAAUAUAGUGUUAGCUCUGUAAAUAUUACGAUAUCCCUGUCUUCAUUACUUCUGCAAUGCAUCCAUGUAUGAAGUUGUCAUUGAAAAAAAACAA
Molecule: messenger RNA, 1642 nt
Organism: Pelobates fuscus (common spadefoot toad)
Lineage: Eukaryota; Metazoa; Chordata; Amphibia; Anura; Pelobatidae
Gene: MEOX2
Product: mesenchyme homeobox 2
Exons: 3
Coding region: 251-1150 (299 amino acids)
Biological process (GO): positive regulation of transcription by RNA polymerase II; somite development
Cellular component (GO): nucleus
Molecular function (GO): RNA polymerase II cis-regulatory region sequence-specific DNA binding; DNA-binding transcription factor activity, RNA polymerase II-specific
Source: RefSeq, a predicted model, not a curated record